CAGCGUUUGGCCACGUCUUUUUUACGUCCUCAAGCUCUGUUUACAGCUAAUGAUUACGCACUAGUAGCAAAACAACGUUGCAUACUAGGUUUAACAGUACAGUAAUGUAAUUAGGCAUUUAAGGUCAGCGCCGACGUGCGCGUAGAUCCGAUGACAGGGAGUGGUCCUAAGGAUGCCUCAUAAUAUAUCUGAUGGCUACAAUUGAUAAAUAAAAGCCAGGGUCUCACGUCAUGUGGUUACCACGCUCUUCGCCCAGCUUAGACGUGGUUAGAGCAGGACUUGGAUGCCUGCUAGUGUUCCUACAAGCACGCGCUGCAUCGUAUGCGUCUGCACAGCAAGUUGAGCGACGGCCUUUCUUCAUUGGGCCAGCGUCUCUCGUUGCUCGCGACUGGGGAUUUGCUGCAGCCGUGGCAUGCCAUGUUUGCUGGAUCCUGUCGAGCACUUUGCGGGUCAGAUGUACCAGAUACCUUUGCUGCGCCUCCCGCGUGGCUCCCAAACUGGGCCUCGUCGCACAAGUACUGGCAGAGCGUUUUGUCCCAGCGACAGCGACAUGGUUAAAUGAAGCUUGUUGGCAACGCUGGUAUUGGCGGGCUAUGGCUGAAGCCUUUGUCUACACUUGUGACGAGUUUCCAGUCCACUUGAUGGUGCCGGCUGCUGCUUUUGACGUCCUGUGCACAGCGGCCGUUUGGAGCGCAGUCUACACCCUGACGGACGAGCCUCCCCACCGCGCUGCCGCGGCAUACGUACUCCUUAGGCUCUCAAUUUCAGCUUUCGUUAACCACUUCCAGCAAAGCGCUAACUUGGGUUGGCUACAGAAGCUUGCCCGAGCGUGGUUUCCCCGCUCCCAAACGACCAAGGCGGAAGUCAGUUACAACCUGCUGUCUUCACAAACGCCUGUACAUAGCUCCAUGGUAUGCUGCAACAAUCCGACGAUCCUCUCGCGCAUCACUGCGGACUCGGAAAAGGACUUGGAGCCUGUACGUCUGGAGCGGCUAAGUGGCGAGCCGGCUCUUUCAUUACAACCGGCGGCCCCAGUAGUUGGGGGCAUGGAGGCCUACGAAUUGGCCCGGCGACUGGUUUCUAGCAGCGGCAGCGGCAACCCUGGCAGCAACGCCGUUGGCAGCAGCAACAGCAGCUACACCUCUGCCGCACGUAAAGUGCGUGUGAGCGUUAAGAUUCCGGACCGCUCUCCAGAGGACCUGCCGGCAGGCUGCGACUCUAAGCUCCGCAUUAAUGGGCGCCGGGAGGCAGCGCUCGUGCUCUUCACCUACAUCCGGAGGGGCUGUGUGCAGCUCAUUAUGGACGUCUUCUUCAGCGUGCCUGCUGGAGGAGCUGGCGUCGCAGACCGAGGUGGCGUCGCAGCUUCAUGCAGCAACGGCAACCCCGGGCAGGGCACUGGCGCUGGUGGCUCGGACCUGGCAGGUGUAGGACGCCAUAUGGGCUGUGGUGUAGAAGGCACGCAGCUUGUAGAGGGUGGGGAGCCUGGCUCCAGCCGCUGCAGCGGUGUUGAGGGUGCUGGCGCGGUGGUGCAGGAGCGCCUAUUGCGUGCUAUCAACGACGAGGGUCUGCUGGCUGGCCGUACGCUCACGGUGCAGGUCGGUCCCAACGUCAGUCAGGUGCACAUGUCAGCUGCUGACACGGCACUCAUUGGUAGCGGCCUGGGUGCCUUAGAACAGGAGCUGCAGCGCAUGCGUGCAGAGGCCGGACCCCCGCCUGCGCUUCCGCCCGACGUGUCCGUUUGGCCCCAGGUAGUCUGCACGAGUGGCAGCUACGAUUGUUUGGCAGGGGCGUGUGGGGUCGCAGCCAGGCUGCGCAAGUGCCAGCAGCCGAAGCAAGCGAGGGAAGUUGUGGUGGCGUGCUCAUGGCACGCAGAUCCUGCUGUGGAGGCUGCCGCCGGGUCGGGAACCAAGGGCGCUGGGCUGCAGAUCACGGCGCGGCAACAGGGGAGCUUCCUGCCGGUGGCUCUUCUGGGGCACCACGUGCACCGCGGCGGCGGGCUCAGGACUUGCCGUGAGCAGCUAGCGGAGGGUGCUGUAACAGCAGCCGUGGGGUGCCAGCAGGGACAGGGCUCCCCAGCACCUGUACAUGAGCAGCAGCGGGGCACGGGCGGGGAAACGCAGGGACUAGGGGCUUGCCAUCUAGCCUUCAUGCCGACAAGGCGCGAGGGACUCGUCCAGGUGGAGCUAUGCCGGGAAGGUGUUCACAGCGCAAUGGCAGCGAACGUCCUUUUGCUGCCUAACCGCGCUGCUGCCAACGAGCUGCAGCAAGUGCGAGCUGCUGCUGCCAGCAAGCAAGGGCCCAACAACGCGGUGGUACAGAAUGUGCUGCGGGACUUUGGGACGUUUCUGGACGUCUCAUUUUCUCUGGCGCACUGCCAUGGGGCAUCGACGGCAGCUACCCCAGGCGCUUGCGUUCCCAGCAUGAUGCAAGCCGGCACCGUGAUCGCCUGGACAAUGGCACAGCCGUGCAUACCGGGAUCUGUACCCGUUCCCUGCCACAUCAUUCUAAACGAGUCGGGGCUGGACCGCUUCCCCACUGACGCGGAUGCAGCCACCAUGAGUACGAGUACGGCGGCCCCGGAGGACGCGGCAGCAGAGCUGUGGGCCAUGCAGCAGCGCCGUGAGCAUGUGCGGGGACUAGCGACUAUUGGCAGCCGCAUGGGCUUCAACCUGUUGCAGUACUUUUUGUCUUCAGGGCUGGGGUCCUGCGCCGUACAUGUUCUGGACGUGCUGCAGGAGCGCUUCGGCAUGCCCGCUUCGUUAGUGGCCGGAUACGUUUGCCCCGAGGGCAUGACGUUGCUGCAUCAUGCGGCGCGUAGCAGCACCUUUGGUGCAGUGGCGGCUCUGGCGUGGUGGCUUGAAGAGCGGGGUGUGGCUUUGGACUGGAACGCAAGCUGCCCCUCUGGCCUGACGCCGCUGCACCUUGUUGCGGUGGCGCCGGAAUCCAGCAGCGCAUCAGCGCUGGUGCAGGUGCGCUGGCCAGCAGCACACGCAGCAUGGCGCGGCAGGGGUGCGCCGCAACAGGGGUGCUUUACGUCGCCAGCUGAGUUCGCAGCCAUGGCGCGGAGCCCCAGCGCCAUGGUUGGGAGGCAGCGCGCAGUUGACGCGGCAGUCAUGCUGGGCAUCGGGACCAUCUGGCGCGUCGCUGCCGGGCUUUGGAGGCGCGUUGUGCCGCAGGGCCUGUUGCAGGUCGGCCGGGACUAUGUGACGCCCUCGCUUGCGUUUGCCCUGCCGUCCUUGGAGGCGUCUUACGAGUCGUGGCUGGCUCGGCGCACUAUCCUGGCGGACCACCUGCUCGUGGCCCUUUACGCUGCCUACAGCGUAACACAGGUCUGCAAGCAGGGCCGGUCAUUCCUUGCCACGCAUGCAGUAGGGGUACUGCUGCUGGGGUUGCGCCUGCUCCUUCUGGCCGCGGCGUCGCUUUGCUCGGGCUACGCGGCAGGUUUGCACCGGUGGCUUCUGCCGGGUCGCGGAGCAGUACCGGGGGGGCGCAAAGAGGGGCCGGAAACGGAGGAGGCUAGUGACGACGUGGGUGCCAGGCCUGUGCGCGCCGCCUUGCGGUGGUGUGUGGUGACGCGUGAGGGCAGGGCGAUCGUUACGGAAGCAGUGCGCACCCUGCUUAUGUUGGCGAUGGCAGCGGGGCUGCUGCAGCUCCCGCACACCUGGCGCCGGCUGGUGCAGUUGCGCCUGGAUGUGGUGUACAACGUGGCUAUGCGUCCCAUGGCGGUGCAGCUCCGCACGGAGGCUUACAUCGCGUCAACGGCUAUUGCGCUUGUGGGAGAGACCGCUGUGAUGGCGUUGGCGGCCUGGGAGCCUGCGGACUGGUCCUCUGCUGCCCUGUAUACGGUGCUGGCCUUCGGACAAGGGCUGAUCACGCACACCUUGGGGUUGGGCCUUGCGGUUAUGUUGCAGGCGGCUGCCCGCAGGCGUUUCCUAGUCAUUCAACACGAGCGGAACCAUGGGGGACACGCCGGCGGAGUUGCAGUUAAGGAUUAAGAUACGCUUACCAAGGGUACGACACGAUGGCCGUUUGUCGUCUUGUUAUACUUACUAUUGAGGAAUUGUGGGCGAUGGUAGGCUUUGGGCAGAUGGUUAGGCAGGUGUAGAUUGGCGGCUCCGGCAGGAAAGUAAAAGAGGACCGGAAGGACAGGGACUUAAUGAACACAACACUAAUUAGAAGCAUGUUAGCCAUCGUAUGGGGGGCGUGGUGUAUAAUGUCGGGCGGCUGCAACUGCGUGGGGGUGUUUUGCCAAAGUGCGCGACUUCGAUGCGUGGCUGCAGUGGGAGGUGCUCCUAUGAGGGGGGAAGGGGCGCAGCUCGGAGUCCAUUUGGGGUAUCAUUCUUCAUUCAUAACUCGCCAUAACCUCGAACGCUGGUAUGUGAAAAUGCGGCAGUUGGCAUGGCCCUCGAUCGUACGUAGGAGAUAGUAUACGACACCGUUUAUGCUAAUGUUGAUGAUCAGUUCGUAUUUGUUGGGCUGACAUGCAACGCACUUACUGUGAAUAUAUACAUUUCUACCUGAAACACAUCAAUGCCGGAUUGCAGUUCUGUAGUUAUUACGCUUAUUUUCCUUCUUGUAAUUUGCUUUCCUCAUUUGUUAUACCCGGCAAAAUGUUAUAGUUAGGUUCGAAUGCUACCGGUACCGGUAUCUUUCUCGCAUGCUAUCUUUCCCGGUGUUCUACUUUCAGCAGCUCCAUGCACAGCCGCGCUCAAACACAGGUUUUCCUCUUUAUAAUUACCGCUUGGAUCCGGAUACUAUGUUUGGAAACGACAUUAGGGGCAGAGUCACCGAUGAAGCCAAACUACUGCCGUCCCGAGCUUCCGGGUUGCUGCCCCAAAACUGUAGAGCAUGUGUUACUGUUACAUAUAGAGAAAACGGGUGGAACUUCCCUGAGGACCUUCCUUCAGUCAGCCGUCAAAAGACGCUUCAAGCAUGGAGCCAUAUGCAACUACCUCAAGCACAUGCCGUACCAAUGUCAGCCCGCUGGCACCGACGGCGGUAACACCACCUGCAACGCCAGGAACUACCGCUACUACGAAGACUCCAUUGUCACGGGGAAGCACUUUAGCCGUGGCUGCCGGCUGACGUCCAGCCACCACGACUUCCGUAUCAUCGAAGCCAUCCCGCAGCACCUGCGUAACACCACACUGCUCAUCGUUAACCUGCGCGAGCCCUCCAGCCGCGCCGUCAGCCACUACCACAUGCUCCGGCGCCACGAGGAACCCCUGGCGCUCAACUCCUCCAUCAUGGACUACUUCGUGCACAACCCGCUGGGUGUCGCCAUCUCCCGCAACCGCAUGACGCGCGUGCUGGCGGGGGAGUUCUGCUGCAAAGGCGGUGCGCCACCGGUGUACGAAGACGCUGCCAUGUACGACAAGGCUGUAUCCCGGCUGCAGCAGUUCUGCGUGGUGGGCCUUACCAGCCGCGUGCAGGACACCAUGCUGUACGUGCAGCGUGCGCUCGGGCUGCCCACGGACAAGCGGCCGAAGAACCUGCACUACCACAACAACGCCAAGAGCUACCAGCCGGUGGAGCCGGAGGUACUGCGGCAGCUGGAGGCGGCGAACGCGCAUGACGUGGCGCUGUACGGGCGGGCGGAGGAGCGGUUCGCGGAGCAGAUGCGGGCGAUAGGAGUAGGUGGAGGAGGAGAGGAAGGUGGGGAUGCGGGUGGUGGUUCGGCUUGAGUGGUAACAUCGAGCGGAAGGGCCAAGGACAGGGGAGUGGGUGCUGGAGGGGAGUG
Molecule: messenger RNA, 5740 nt
Organism: Astrephomene gubernaculifera
Lineage: Eukaryota; Viridiplantae; Chlorophyta; Chlorophyceae; Chlamydomonadales; Astrephomenaceae
Source: the annotation of a GenBank genome assembly